Messenger RNA from Gallus gallus (chicken), 15716 nucleotides. RefSeq names its product SLIT-ROBO Rho GTPase activating protein 2 (gene SRGAP2). Lineage: Eukaryota; Metazoa; Chordata; Aves; Galliformes; Phasianidae. The transcript is spliced from 25 exons. Gene Ontology annotation, molecular function: protein binding. Bases 7593 to 10790 code for a protein of 1065 amino acids. Gene Ontology annotation, cellular component: cytoplasm. Gene Ontology annotation, biological process: negative regulation of cell migration; signal transduction. The record is from RefSeq and is a predicted model, not a curated record.
GCGGGCUGCCGAGGGUGAGCGGGUGGCGGGCGGGCGGCAGCGGCCGGAGGACGCCGGGCUGCGGGAGGCGGCUCCGCAGUGCCCAGGCACACAGCGACGGAGCCGCGCCGCCGGAGGGAUCGGAUUCGCCGCCCCCCGGCCCCCCCUUCCAGCCAUGCGCUGCGCCAGGACGGCCGCCCCCGGGCUGCGCCGCUGACGGGAGGGGUCGCGCUGAUGCUGAGCCGCCGCCGCCGCGCUGCCCCCCGCGCUGCCCCCCGCGCUGCCCCCCGCCCAACCUCCAUGGACUGAUUUUUUUUUUUUUUUCUCCCCCAAUUAUUAUUUUUCCUUCCCCCCUCCCCCCCUUCCCCUUUUUUCCUUCCCCCCCUUUUUUUUCCUCCCCCUUCCCCCCCCCCCCCUUUUUUUUUUUUUAAUAUUCGGGGCGUUGAGAGGAGGGCGAACCGCAUUUGUAGGUUGUGGAUCCGCUUGGAGGUUAAGCUUGAAAACAUGACGUCGCCAGCAAAAUUCAAAAAGGAUAAGGAGAUCAUCGCUGAAUACGACACUCAGGUGAAAGCAGUUCUGCCUUGUUUUGGAAUUGACUUGGAAGAACUUAGUUGCCUGACCAACUUUCAGUUGUCUUUACGAAGAGUGAAAAGCCCAAACCUUAGAGAUGGAAAGUAUGUUUGAACACGUGUUCUUCCGAGCAGCUUUCAUUACGCCGUGCCCAGUUUACACGCACUACUUAUUACUUCAUGUCAUUCAUUUUUGUAUGACUUUUGCAGAUUUUAUGCUUUCUUGAGAAUUUCUGUGCUUCUGCAACACCGUGGGCGUCCUCUCUCUGAAUACUGCCAAUGGUUUGCUGGGAAUGGAGGGGAUGAUUUGCUUUGCCAACAGAGAGAAGCGUGUGAGAAGAUGGAAGAAAGGGUGUUGACUUUGCAAUAGCUCCAUAGUUGGAGUCCAUUUUGCAUUCCUUCUUCCUUUCUCCUCUUCUUCCAGAAUAGUGAUGUUAUAGGAUGCAGAACAGAGCCUUGUUUUGGAGAAAUCUCUGCAUAGUGGUCAGCAAAACUCUUGAAUCGAGUGUAAAAGUCCAUCAACAUGCAUUUGGAAUGACUGUCAGGGAGGCUCAGCUGAUGUGUCUUCCCAAGUAGAUGCUGCAGAUGGAUUUGAGCCAUGUCAAAUGUUAUUUCCUGCCAUCAAAAUAACUACUGGUGUGAAACUCUAGAGCUCCUGACCCCAUCGCUUUCCCUUCAGUUGGUUCUGUGAGGGUUAAUCAGCACUGCUUGGAAGGAAGCCGGAGGGGUUGGGAAUGGACAAAUAAAUAAAUAAAGCACUUCCUCUGCAGUUCUGGAUGUGAAAGGAGUCACAAAAUGCUCGCGAGGUUCUCCCCUAUCCUUGAAAAAGCCUUUUUUUUUCCCCCCCUCAAACAUUUUCUCUCCAGGUGUUGGCCAACGCAGUGCCUGCAUUCCUAGCUCUGAGUGCUGUCAGCGAGCCACAAAACAACUUUUACACACAUUUAUUUCUGUGCUACCAACUGAACCAGGCUGGGAGCCGACUUAUCUGGAGGCCCAGAAGCAGCUCCUGAGCUUUUGGGCUCUUGAGAAGGAGCCAAAUAAACAGAUUAACUAUAAACCGAGAUUUCUUUUUUUUUCUUCUACAGUAGAGAAGUGCUGCAGCAGGGUAAUUUGGUCAGCCCCGCUCAUUUGGAGGCUGCUUUUUAUUGCAGGACUUUCCAGGAAGAGCUUUUUGGCUUCCAUCCUUUUAAGUAGGGAAGGCUUUUCUGGUUUGUUUUUGUACCGCUGUCAUUGGGCAAAGGUUUUCCUGCAGAUGUCAGCCACGGAGCUACAUAAUUCAUGGAUGGGGAGUGCUCACAGGCUGCAUCCACUGAAAGUAAUGCAGUUGUUGCCCAGGAAUCAGUCCCUGGCUGCCUUUGGGUAGCUGUCCUGUCCUCCUUUAAGGAUGUUCUGUAGUGUUUCUUUUGGGGAAGGCAGGUUUUGUUUCUGGCAGACCUGGAAGUGCUGAGCUGCGCUCUGAACAAGCGGAUCAGUUGUGCUCUGUCCUCCAUCAAUUGAAAUAUUUCUGUGUCAUUGCCAUGUUUUUGUAAGGUGAACUGUGCCAGGUAAUCGGACCUGCUGUCCUCACCCCAGCCCUUAAUGCAGCGCUAUCUGAGGAGGGAGAGGCUGAGAAGGAGCCCUCACACCACUGCUGUUUCUCAUCCUCACCAUUCCCCAUCCCCAAACUGCUUCCCUCGCCCUCAGAGCUCUCAGUGAUGCUGUAGGUAAUGUGACCAAUGCUGAUCUUUUAAUUGCCAAAGGAUGCCUGGGUAUGGCUGCAGUAAAGCACAACCCUGCCUGCUGCUGUGGGGGCUGAGCUGGGAGAAGCAGUGAGGAGAAGGGCAGCCCAUGUGAGCCAGCCCUGCAUCCUCACCUUAGUGUGGCCCUAUUUAAGAUGCCUGUUGGAUCAGCUUUGGAUACAGCAGCACAAAUCAGUGUUGUGUCUUCGAGGAUGCUCCUAUGAUAGUAUUUAGUUUACAAAGGUAGGCGUUAUGGGCAGUUCCAUGAAAUGCUUCUCUUGACUCCAGCUCGUGCUGGGAUGGUGCUCUUGCUGUCCUCCCCCCAUCCCCAUUCACUGGGGAGGGCCCUUUUAUGUACCUUACUGUGAUGAGUUCACUUCUCCUAAAGCUGUUGGUGGUGCUGUGAAUACCCAUCUGGGAGAUGAUGAUCAGUAACCCGGAAUGGAGCUGUCUAGAAAACCAAUUCUUGGAUAUCAUCCGCCUGCAGAGCAGAACUGGGGCAUGCAGAGUGCUGUUUAAUGGAACGUGGCUGUGCCUUCUUUUAGGAGGAGCUCUCCUGACUGCAGCAUUUCACAUAGCCGGUGAUGGAGUUAUGUUAUUUGUUUUGUCUUCAGUAGAUGGGAAUUUGGGUCUGUGGGCCAUCAGAGGAAAAAAAAAUGAGAAUAGCAGCCCUUUCCAGCACUGGGACUGCUGCAGAUCUGUGCUGAGGAGUCGUAGCUGAUAGACAUGAAGUGCUCAGAAAGCUCAGCACAGAGAAGCUGUACCCAAACAGCCGUUAUUGCAGUGAAAAAGGGAAGUUUCCUUUUGAUUGAUACGUGCAGUGGAUGUAUUAAGGAGUAACAAUGACAAACCAGAACAUGCUAAAUAUUUUAUGAACUGUACGAGCACAGAGCAGCACCACGGAGGCUUUUCCCCUGCGUUCAAUAACCAGCUAUCCAGAAACUUAAUAAAUGAAUGUCUCUAUGAAGUGGUUUUGGAAAGGAGCCUAUUCUUGCUUUGGUCUCUUUAAUGAAAAUAACUCUUCCUAGCUUUGUGUUCUUUCUAUCUGUUGAAAAGAGAGGCCUGAUUCGUCCCAUUUAAUCAGCACUCCACCAAUAUCUGCACUGCUGGUUGCUGCAGUUCCCGUAUCGGUGCUGCAGGAGUGGCCCAUGGCACUGCAGGAGGAUGCUGAAACACCAACAGAGGCACUGCCAGCAGCCAGCCCAGAAGCGUGCAGCUGGAAAAGGGAGGGGGCACGAGUUUCAUUGCUCCAUAAAGGGAGGAACAAUUGCAAUGCUGCAAAGGUCACAGGAUAUCGUAACGAUGUUUGGAUGGAAACUGAGCUUGCAAUGAAUGAAAAUGUGCUCUUAUGUUUUCCCCCUGGAGCUGAGUGUCUGAAAGAUCUGGAUACUUCUUGUUCUGUUUUGUUUCUAUUUGUGUUUUGUUUUUUUUUUUUUACCUCUUUUUUUGGCUCUUCCAUGAGUUGUGCUAUAGAAAGGAGAAGCGGAGGGCAGGCAGCACGCAGCUGCUGGCGGAGGCUUAACUGUGUAUUGCUUUAAUCAAAGCUGGGGCAUUAGUAGUUUGUGGUUAAUCAGAGGCUUCCCUGCUUUAAAUCGAAUUAUCUCUUCUCCCCCCUACAUCCAUCAGAAUGAACCUAAUAGCUGUAAGGAGCUUGGUGCAUCCCUCUGCUGCUGAAAUGCCUUUCAUCUCUCUUUCUCUCUCCAGAAAAUGUGUCUCUAAGUGCCCUGGGGGCAGGUGGGGCUGAGCCUUGCAUGUAAACCAAGGGAAGAAAUCCCAGAGUUGGGCUGGGUGGAAAAUCCCUAUCGGUGGAUUCGUCUUUUAUGUGCUGAAAGCAGCGAGCAAUGAAUUCGUGGCUGGGUCUGAGGGAGCACCCAUGGCAGGAACAUCACAGUGCCGCGAUCCUCGAGGGAGGAGGGCUCUGUUGGUAUCGUGGGAAGGAGCUGGUGGUCACCAGACCCAGCCCAAGGAGUGUGCAGUGCUGCUGUGCUUUCCUGCUGCCGUGGGUUCCUCCAAGAGCAGCAUCUGUAAGUGGCGAAGCUCUGUAAUGAGUACUUGCUGUAAGCUGGCAGAGCAGCUGUAAUUUUCUCCGUACUCUGUUGCCUUUUCCAGCUCCCCAGCAUCAUCCCCGUGGUUUUCUGAUUAGGAUUCAUGCAAAUAGUUCCUCGUGGCACACCCUCCUCCAAACCCAGAGGAGAAGGACCGGCUGCUGUGGUUGGGAUGAAAGCUCUGUUGGUUUGGUGUUACCUUCAGUUAGGGAUUCUGGAUCUUGUGAAAGGUUUACAGUUGUGCUUGCUAAGUUAUUUAUAUGUUGACUAUUUAAACACAUUUAUCAGUUCAGAAAGAGCGAUGCUUCUCCUUUCAAGGAGAUUGCUUUGAGAUGCUGCGUGGAGAUGUGCAGGUGGGGGAUGGAAGGUGGAAGCUGCACGCAUCUGCAGUAAAGAGUCCAUUGACUUCUGUUUUUUCAGUGUUCAUGCAGCCCAAUGUGGUGGUGGCAAUGUUGCUUCAUGUCCUUGCUUGAGGUGUUGGGCAGCAUCGUUCAUAUCCAAGAUCCAGAAGACGCAGAGGAGCCGUGCUGUGUUCAGAGCAGACUGCGAGGAGGUGCAGGGAUUAAAAGGGCAGCCAAUUAGUUGACAUGACCUUAAAACAACAACCCCGCUGAGAUUUAUGGGGUUCUGUUACAGAUCUCAAAAGGCACCGAGAGAACGUCGUGGAUUUUUUUCUUCUCUUGGUCUGGCAGUGCAGCCCGUGUGGUUGGAGGUGUUGCUCAUGGUGGAAGUGUUGCUCAGGGUAUUCCUGCACAGCUGUGCAGCCGCUGCUUCCUCUGCUCCUCCGCUCUCUUCAUCCAGCAAAGAACAAUCAGAAGCAAUCCCAGGAGUGAGGCACGGUGCAGUGCUGAGUUGUAUUGGCACGUAGCUGAAGUGCAGCCAGACAGCACUCAGAGCCCUUCUCUUGACUCCUUUUGCUCUUUUUUUUUUCUGUCUUCCCUGCCUUCUGCCUCUGGGAAUUGGGCUGGGAAUGAGUGGGAAAAGAGAUGCUCCACUGAAAUUUCAGAAUGCAAAUAAACAGGUUUGCUAUUUUUAAAUGCCAGUUUUGUUUUUCGUGAUUCUUCCAAAGUUGUUCUUGCUCCAGUGGGAAUGAGUCUGAAUGAAUGUUUCCUUGAUUUAUUUUUAGGAGUUAAGGGCUUACACGAUCCUCAGCGCUGGCAGAGAUGCUGGACUGACGAUCCUGAAUGUCGGCUGUGCUUUAAAACUUAUAAGCCUUUAAACUGCCAAAAAGAUGGGUGAGUUGAGAACACAGCCAGAGGUGCUCCCCACUGCCUCCUGCACAGGGGCAUGGUGGGCACUUCCCUGCAGCUGUGAGUGCUCAGUGCUGAAGCACACCCUGCAGCCCUUCCCUGCUGAGCCAUCCCAAGGCUUUCUCAUCUUCAUUAUCAGCUGGGGCUGGAAUAGACACAGCUACAAAGCAAUCGUUCACAUCCAAGGAAGGGGAAAAGUGCACGGGGAGCUAAGAGAAAUACACUUGGCCGUGUCAGUAGUUAGGGUGGGCUGACAGUUGGGAUCCUGGCUCCGUGGUGAUGUCAUUUCCUAUAUGCCUUAGCUUGGUUUGAGGUUAGGCUGUUCAUACUGACAUGUUCUACAGAGCGGAUAUUCUCUGCAUAGUGGUGAUGGUGGGAAUGUCUAUUAUUACUGAUGGCAAAUUGGUUAAUGGUGUGGUUAGGCUAAGUAAACGAAUAGUGCAGACUGCAUUUCUUUUACUACCUAAGUUAGUAUUUUUAUACGCCUAUUCUUCACUUCCCCACGUGGCUGUUUUGGGUUUAAUUUGAGCUCUUCUGCUCCGCCACAUGCAGCAUUUCUGCAGGCUCUGGAUGAGAGCUGCUCCCUGCUGCAGGUUUGCACUGAGCAGAACAACUUGCUCUCAUCUUCACUGCUGUCAUUGGGUUUGGUUACAGGACGGUCUCAGUUCUGUUGGCAGCUUUGUUGUAGGUGAGGGCAGAGCUCCACUGGGCUCAAUACUUGGAGGAGAGCAGGGGAGCAGUGGGUUCACUUUGAGAGCUGGCUUUUUUUGGCUUGCCAAGGGGUUCCUCGGUGAUAUUUCCUUUAAUGUUCUGUUCAUGCUAAGCAAUCUGCAGACUGAGAAUAAAUGAAAUCUACUUCAGCAAGCGAGAAGUCGGCGUGGAGGACUUGUACCAUCAUUUUUUCAGUCCUGCUUCAUACGCAGUCCCAGUUUGUGGCAAUGGGGACGUCACAGGGCAGGACUGAGCUGCAGGGUGAGGAACACUGCCAGGGCUUGGGGCUCCUGAGGCCUAAGGAGCUACCAGGCUUCUUUAAGGCUGAUAUUCCAGCAUCGAUUCUGUAGCAAAACUUGAAUGUUUACAGAAAUAACGUGAGCGUGUUGUUUUAUUUUGUGGAAGGUGCAUCACAUCAUAAAUAAGUGUAGGUCAUGCUGAGAGGCGGGCAGUGUCCCAGGGGAAAGGCAUGUGCUGUGUGAGGGAUUGGGAACCCACAUGGAGGUUCCUGCUGCCUGCUUCUUGGAAAGCAGCACACGGCUGCUGAGUGCCUGUCCUCAUCAUCAGCACAGGACGAGCACUGAAGCAGCAGCUUGGUGCUGUUCUUUUACUUCUACGGAUAUCUCCGUGUAAUUCAAUAGAGAACUACUGAGUUGCCAGCUUACUACAGGUACACCAGCCAGGAAUGGAGAUAAUAUUUACUCUAUGAAAGCAAUUCAGUGUACAAUCUCCCUUCUCACCCAGGUUAUUCAAUGGCUCUGCAUGUGCCAUGGGUGUUCCAAAACCGGACGCUGCGGUGAUGGCCAUGCAGGAGCAGCGUUGUGGCCACGGCUUCCAUGCAAGACUGACUCUGUGCUGCGUAAUUAGCAGGCAGCCUUGGAGAGUGCAGUGAUGCUGCAAGCUGUGCUAGCCCUGACUUCCCGUAUUGAGCUGACAUUCAAAGAGAAACUUGCUCGUUUGACACUUUAAAUAGCUCUCAGAUGGAAACGUGGAUAGCGAGCGCACAAUGCGGCGGCUGCGGGGCUGUGUGGGCUCUGUGGUUCUAUUAUUAGCUGACAAUAGCCGGAAUGAGAAGCCAUAGAGCUGUGUGGCCUCUGAGCUGUUUGUCAUCCCGGAGCCAGAGGUCCUUUCUUGCACUUCUUGGUGGAGACCUCUUGCUCGUUUUCUUUGCUGGAGGCUGUAGAUGGACAACUGCGUGGUGUUCUUCACAACGUGCUGCUGGAGUGCCUUUCCUCCUUCACCUUCCCGAGCAUCAGCAGAACAACCAGCAGCAAUGCAAAUGGAGCAGAGCGCUUCCUGGCACUUCCACAGUCAGAUUUCAUGUAUGAUGCAUGUGUUGGACAUUGCUGCGUCCUUCUGGAGAUCCGUGCCCAGUUGGUAGAGCAGCUGAAAUGCCUUGACCAGCAGUGUGAGCUCCGGGUCCAAUUACUGCAGGACUUGCAGGAUUUCUUCCGCAAGAAGGCAGAGAUUGAGAUGGAUUACUCGAGGAAUUUGGAGAAGUUGGCUGAGAGAUUCCUGGCUAAAACUAGGAGCACCAAAGACCAGCAAUUCAAGAAGGAUCAGAAUGUGCUCUCACCAGUCAAUUGCUGGAACCUCCUCUUAAAUCAAGUGAAGCGGGAGAGCAGGGAUCACACCACCCUCAGUGACAUCUAUCUCAACAACAUCAUCCCACGCUUUGUCCAGGUCAGCGAAGAUUCUGGGCGCCUGUUCAAGAAGAGUAAGGAAGUGGGAUUGCAGCUCCAGGAAGACUUGAUAAAGGUCCUGAAUGAACUCUACACGGUUAUGAAGACCUACCAUAUGUACAAUGCUGACAGCAUUAGUGCUCAGAGCAAACUGAAAGAGGCAGAGAAGCAGGAAGAGAAGCAGAUUGGGAAGUCAGUGAAACAAGAGGAGAAGCAGACGCCGCGCUCCCCCGACUCAACUUCCAAUGUCAAGUUUGAAGAAAAGCACGUUCGACGGAGCUCUGUCAAGAAAAUAGAGAAAAUGAAGGAAAAGCGCCAAGCAAAGUACACAGAAAAUAGGCUGAAGGCUAUAAAGGCAAGAAAUGAAUAUCUGCUGGCUCUGGAAGCAACCAAUGCGUCUGUCUUCAAGUAUUACAUUCAUGACCUGUCUGAUCUCAUUGAUCAGUGCUGUGACCUGGGAUACCACGCUAGCCUCAACAGAGCUCUCAGGACAUUCUUGUCUGCUGAGCUAAACCUGGAGCAGUCCAAGCACGAGGGUCUGGAUGCCAUUGAAAAUGCUGUUGAGAACCUGGAUGCCAACAGUGAUAAGCAGCGCCUGAUGGAGAUGUACAACAAUGUCUUCUGUCCGCCCAUGAAGUUUGAGUUUCAGCCGCAUAUGGGUGACAUGGAGUCCCAGCUGUGUGCCCAGCAGCCGGUGCAGAGUGAGUUAGUGCAGAGGUGCCAGCAGCUGCAGUCCAGGUUAUCUACACUGAAGAUAGAAAAUGAAGAGGUGAAGAAGACCAUGGAAGCUACUCUGCAGACAAUCCAGGACAUAGUCACGAUAGAGGACUUUGAUGUCUCUGACUGCUUUCAGUACAGCAACUCUAUGGAGUCUGUUAAAUCCACUGUAUCAGAAACCUUCAUGAGCAAACCAAGCAUUGCCAAGAGACGAGCCAACCAGCAGGAGACAGAGCAGUUCUAUUUCACAAAAAUGAAGGAGUAUCUGGAGGGCAGGAACCUGAUAACGAAGCUCCAGGCCAAGCACGACCUCCUUCAGAAGACCCUGGGAGAAAGUCAGAGGACCGACUGCUCUCUUGCCAGCGGCAGACGCAGCUCCACUGUAAGAAAGCAGGAUUCCUCUCAAGCCAUUCCCCUGGUCGUGGAGAGCUGCAUACGAUUCAUUAGCAGACAUGGUUUGCAGCACGAGGGAAUAUUCAGGGUGUCUGGGUCACAAGUGGAAGUGAACGACAUAAAAAAUGCAUUUGAGAGAGGUGAAGAUCCUUUGGCUGGGGAUCAGAAUGACCAUGACAUGGAUUCAAUAGCAGGAGUUCUGAAGCUCUACUUCCGAGGGUUGGAGCACCCUCUCUUCCCCAAGGACAUCUUUCAUGAUCUGAUUGCCUGUGUCACCAUGGAUAAUUUGCAAGAGAGAGCCCUCCACAUCCGAAAGGUGCUUCUGAACCUCCCUAAGACCACUCUGAUCGUAAUGAGAUACCUCUUUGCAUUCCUCAAUCAUUUAUCUCAGUUCAGUGAAGAGAAUAUGAUGGAUCCCUACAAUUUAGCCAUCUGCUUUGGGCCAACGCUGAUGUCGGUGCCUGAAGGUCACGAUCAAGUCUCUUGCCAAGCCCAUGUCAAUGAACUGAUCAAAACCAUCAUCAUCCAACAUGAGAACAUCUUCCCAGGACCGAGGGAGCUGGAAGGUCCAAUGUAUAGCCGAGGUGGAAGCACUGAGGAUUACUGUGAAAGUCCUCAUGGAGAAAGAGCCUCUGCAGAGGAUGCAGUGCAGGACGUGGCGGCGGAGCACCACACCAGCGAUGACGAGUGUGAGCCCAUAGAAGCAAUAGCCAAGUUCGACUACAUUGGCAGGACUGCAAGAGAGCUGUCCUUUAAGAAAGGAGCUUCUCUCCUCCUCUACCAGCGAGCCUCAGAUGACUGGUGGGAGGGACGCCACAAUGGAAUUGAUGGCCUUAUCCCUCAUCAGUACAUCGUCGUCCAAGACACUGAGGACGGUGUUUCUGAAAGAUCCAGUCCGAAGUCAGAGAUAGAAAUAAAUUCUGAGCCACCGGAGGAAAAAGUGACGGCCAGAGCUGGUGCCAGCUGCCCGAGCGGGGGCCACGUGGCAGACAUUUACCUUGCAAACAUCAACAAGCAAAGAAAGAAACCAGAGUCAGGCAGCAUCAGAAGAGCCUUCCGUCAAAGUGACAGCCAUGGACUAGGUAGCUCAAUGGCAGAACCAGCCUCCCCAGGAGCCAUAGCCGGUUCCAGACCCUCAUCUCAGCCCAUUAUGAGCCAAAGUCUUCCCAAGGAGGUUCCAGACAAAUGCUCCAUCAGUGGCCACGGCAGCCUCAAUUCUAUCAGCCGGCACUCAUCUCUGAAGAACAGGAUAGACAGCCCUCAGAUCCGGAAAACUGUGACAGCAGGGAGGUCCAAGAGCUUCAACAACCACCGGCCCAUGGACCCCGAGGUGAUUGCACAGGACAUUGAAGCUACGAUGAACUCUGCUCUGAACGAGCUGCGGGAGCUGGAAAGGCAGAGCAGCGUCAAGCACACACCGGAUGUCGUCCUCGACACUCUGGAGCCUUUGAAAACAUCCCCAGUGGUAGCCCCCACAUCCGAGCCCUCCAGCCCCCUGCACACCCAGAUCCUCAAGGACACUGAGCCAGCCUUCCAGCGCAGCGCCAGCACGGCCGGCGACAUCCCCUGCACCUUCAGGCCGGUGAAGUCAGUCAAAAUGGCCACGCAGGUCAAACCCCCUGCAACGCGGCCGAAGCCUGCGGUGUUCCCCAAAACCAGUGCCACAAGCCCUGGCGUUGCCUCCUCUGCCUCUCAGCAGCCUGCUGACAAGUCCUGUACUGUCUGAUAAACCCGAUGCUGCUCUGCGGGCACAGCCGCGUUGUUUCCGAUGAAGAGACCGUGCUAAAGACGUUAGAAUUCCUAUUUAACUCAACCCUGAACUUGUGCUGAAGGUUUGUGGUGAACUGCUCCCUCCUGCUGGGAGUGGACUCAGUGCUACCAGCCUCAUCCUGGUGGUGUUGGUAAGGCAAAGCCCUUCGUGCCACGCAUGGGAAAUCCAAUACUGGGUCACUGUGAAGCUGAGGAGGAAAACAAAACAGCACUGAGUUGGAUCUUGGUUUCUCACUGACGCCUUGCUCCAAGCGCUUGGCUGCUGGAGGGAAUACUUGGCAGCGUCCUGUUUUGAGUACUGAUGUAGUGACUUAAUAUAUUCCGUGUUUCGUUUAUCGCAGGGGAACAAUAGGAUAGGUUUUAGUCUAUUGCAUGUUUUGGUGCCACUCGUUUUGUGGAGCUUGGACAUGCCCCUUCUUGUGCAUUGUUACGACAUCGCUCGCUGGUGCCACCGUGGUUAAGGGUCUGUCUGGACUUCCAUGCCAUCCCUGGGUUUUGUUUGCUGCCCCGUCCCACCCUGCAGGGCUUUUGCUCAUCCAGCCUCGUCCUUUCAAAGACACGUCAUGAAAAGUAGUUUCCUCUGGAACACUCUUAGGUUUUGUGGAUUGAUAUGUAGUAUGUGUAUGUGCAGAUAUCAACAGAUAACGUUCCUGGGGUAUGGGAGCAUAACAAAGAGCCCACUUGUUGUUUAGGGACAAUCUAGCUGUUUUUCUCCUUGGCUCUCCCAUAUUUAAAAGCAGCUUCAUUGUUUUCCAGUGUACUUUUAGCCCAUGGGCUGCCAUGUGGUGUGUGGGCUCGGGGGACUGAAUGUAAAAACAAGCAAACCUCUGAAAUCCAGCAUCCUCUCAUGGGGUCCCACUUCGUAACGCACACGUUCUUGUUUUGAUCAUGUAUCAGGAUGGAUCCUUAACAGAAUCCCGGUGACAAGCACUGUAAAACUUGGACCAGAAGUUCUCAAGCUCUGUAUCUUCCCCCCAUUCCUGGCUGUAAGUGCUUCAGGGUGAGCUGCCCUGGGGUCUGCUCUCAUAGAGCAGCACUGCGUGGGACGGUGCCGUGGCAGCAUGCAGCUUCUGGAGUGGCUUCACGGCGUGCUCUUGGUGGAUGGCAUGCCUUUGUAGGACUCCGGACAUUGGAAUGAACUCUUAGUAUACGUGUAUUUAUAUGGUAGGCAGCAAAUGCUUCAGCCGCCGGCGGGCUGCAUGAGCUCUGUUUGUGCUCUACUGAGAACUGUCCACGAUGCUAAUUAACACUUAUUUAAUUUUUUACCAAGGAAGGCACGUGUGCCACUCACAGCAGUGAGGAGGAGCUCAUGGCCCUGCGAGAGGGGAGAUGGACUGACCCUCACUCUGCAUUGUUCCCAGGCUUUUCUGGGACUUCUAAAGUAGCCACACAUCUGUUGUUUUCAUCAAAGUGAAUGCAGGCAAGGGCAGGAUAAGGGAAGUUAUUUUCCUCUUCCAUUUUAUCUUUCGGUUUUAAAUCUGUAGGUUUCUCACUCUUAGCUUCCUUGUGACUGCAUUGUCCUGACGAUUGGCACUUAGCAAUUAAAAAAAGGAAAGAAACAAGCAGGACUUAACAAAGAACAGUUUCUUAAAUGUACUUUUCUCUUGGAUUGAAGGAUGUUACUCGGAGAAGUGAAGGGGCUUUUGUUGUGUCCGUGUCCAUCCCCACCUCUACAGAAGUCAUACAGCCGUGUUAUGCCCUGCGGGAGGGAUCCCCCAGCGACCAGCCAACACUGCUCUCAGGUUCUGAUGGACUUCUACCACCAAGGAAUCACUUGGGCUUUUUGGGGAAUAAGAACUGAACUCGCAAUUGAUUUGCUCAGGCAGAACUUUCUGGCAUUUACUUUACGUAGGGAAUUUUUGCUUUGGUUUUGUUUGGUCACAAACGACCGAUUACUCUGUGUCAAGAGCAGGAUCUCUGUGAAAUUUACUUUGACUCAUUUGUAAUGCCUUAUUUUCUUUAUAUUUUUAUGCCUAGCAUUCAUGUUUCUCAGAGUAAGUGUCCAGCCACGCACAGCACAUCUGGAGGAGAUGCUCUUUUCUGUAUUGGAGGUCUGAACGAGUGGAAAUUGAGAGAUAAAGACUUGAGGUUACUCUGUCUGUCUAUGAAUUACUGUGCUUAUCUCUAGCAUCCACAGCUCUGGGACAAUCCUGCUGUCAAGAGGAAUACGCUUAGCAGGAUAAACUGUAUACCGAGCAACUCAACUGGAAUUUUUGGUGUGCACUGUGAUUGACACUUAAACCUACAGCAAGCAAUAUGGCAGACUGAAGAACUUCUCCUCUUCUGCGUGGCCUGGGCUCAUCCAGCCAGCAGGAAACGCACACAUAUAGGGGGGACUCGAGAAGGAAACUUGUAGCUCAGCUGCUUCGCUCCGUGAGCAUCCCAGGCUGAGCAUCGUUGCCAUCGUGGUUUGCUGCCAUGGGGGCACCGUGGAGGUGGGGAAGGAAAACUGGAAAUGCCAACACCGCCCUGCAGAGCCAGCGGGCAUCUCAUGCAGGAGGUGAUGGUGUGGGUGAGGAAGGCACGGCGCUUUGCCUGGGGAGGUGUCACUCUUCCUUCCUACCCUCGUGUCCAGAAGAAAUACUUGCUCUUCCAUGGAAAUCCUGUCAUGACUUUCGUGUGAUGUGUGUGUCGGAUAUAAAGACAAGCAGUGUUUGAUAACUGGAAUCACGUAUGUCUGUUUGAUAGUGCUGUGUAUGAACAAAGGGUUCUUGUUCAUCAGAUGUUGGAUUCAAGUAAUCCAAAGCAAAACUUGUAAAACAAAACACGGUUUUAGGUGAUCAGUCUUAAUAGUUCUGGAAGCUGUAACCUCUGAUGUGUUAUUUCCCUUGUUGGGAACUGAGCAGUGUGCUUUCAUGGUUGCUAAGUUUCUGCCUCUCUGAGGCAAUCCAAAGGCUCUCAGUUAUCUCUUGUACCCGUGUUCUUCGUGUCAGAGCAAUGGGACCUGAACCAACUCUCUCACUUGAUCCGUACUGCCUAUUUUCUUGCAAUGAAAAUGAUGAAAUAAUCAGAGUGCACUGUGACAGCAGAAAAAAACCAUGUUGUGUAUGUAUGUAUUUUGAUACCUGUUGAAAAGGAGUCUUUGGGUUUCCUGUGAUGAAUACCUCAUAUGUUGAAUUGUUUUGGGUUUUUGUUGAACUGUUAUUAUUAUUUUUUUCUUAAGGCAAGAUUGUUCUUGCUCAAAAGUAGGUUAAGGUAACCAAGUUCUCAUAAAUUUAUUUACAGAAUCGAAACCCUUUGGAGUUUGGCAAGAAAUUCCAUCUGCUCCAGUUCCUCUCUGGAGUCAUACUGAGGCUAUAGAGGUCCAUGCAGAUGGAGUUUGCUGCCUCGCUUCUUUCCUCCCGUGUGUCAGAACCUCAGAUUCAGUUGAACGUUGGGUGUGCUUUGGGUUUUGCUGAGCAUUUGAGGGAUGGUCUUCACGAUGUCUCCAGGUAGCACUUCAGACCCUUUGCAUCGAUGUACCUGAUAGACUGGAAUGCUCUGCGUGCAGAGGGAAGGCUUGGGGCAGGUGGUGGUUCUCAGCAGUGCGUGGUUUGCUCGUCAGGCAGCUGUGGUGAUGGAGAAAGGCCCAUAGGGGACAACUGGAGGGGCUCCUUGGCUGGUGGGCAGCGUGGGGUCCCCCUGCGUGGCAGGAUCCAGCCCUGACCGCAUGGAGAUGCUCUGCAAUGAGCAGAUGCCUUUCCUCACUGCUCUAUGAACCAAGGGGGAAAAGAAAGAACGUGGGAACCUUUAGGCACUCCCAUCACUAACGGGGCUGAACGAGUCGAACAAACGAGGGCUUUAUUUAUUGUGAGGUUUUUAGUUGUAGCCUUUUUCGCUGGCUUCGCUGGCAGCCAUGGGGCCAUGGCUGGAGGUGCUGAGCUCUGAUGGGCCGUGCUGAGCUUUGGGUCUGAGCUCACACAUCACCUUCUGAGAACCCUCCCUCCGGAUCCGCUCCCGCUCGUCUCUCCAUUUCCUGGUACUUGAAACCAAUACUUGACCACAGCGGUGCUGGGCAGGGCUCAGUUCUUGGGGUCUUUGGGUGCACCCGGAGAUACCAACGCAGCAACUCAAGGCCUGAACAAUGAUUUCUUUUUUCCUUUUUGUGCUUCCUAUGACAUGGUCGGAGACGAAGGCGUCGUUCCUUGAUGAUGGGCCAAAAAGAGGCGAGGGCAGCUCCCUGCUGUGCUGAUACUUGAGAUACCACGCUUGGUACAGGGUAAACACCGAGCGGUUUGCAAUGGAAACGAGAGGAGGAUCCUUCACUUAAAGGCACUGUAGUAACUUUAUGCUUGAAGCGGACUUCACCCUUCCUUUCUCUUCAGGCACAGCCCUGUGGUUGAAUAAAUGAAGUCCGAUGGACUUGGACUCGUGUGCGCGUGCCAAACUGCUGGAGCAAUACUUGGAGCAGCAGGUUCUGUACCAGCCCAGCUCUAUGUAGCCAAAACAGGGCCAACGCUGAAACCACCUGCGAUGCACAUUGAACAGCAGCCACGUUACGGUUCGACUGUACUGGAGUAGAAAAUCUGACUGCAAAGUCUGGAAACUGCAUUCUGUUGGCCCAAAGCCCCAGUCCUGCAAUGGGCUCUGCGUUGGGCUUUUGGGUUUUGUUUGGUGGGAUGGGGUGUUCUUGCUUCAACAGUUUCCAUUGUUUCAUGUCUUCUACACCAAUAUAUAUAUGGUGUAUAUAUUAAACCGUGUAAAGUUGUACUUUGUAUAUAUAACUGUACAAUAUGGAGGUACAUCCUUUUUUUUUUUCCCCCCCCUUUGGUACAGUAUUGUACAGUAUUUAGGAGUAUAUGUGUUGGAGAUGUUAAAUCCGUACUGGGGCUACGAACUGUAUUCAUUGUCAUUAGCAAUAGUUUUGGAGAAAUAAAUGUUUUGGGUAUGGUGGAAAUGCUGA